Messenger RNA from Gossypium arboreum, 828 nucleotides. RefSeq names its product casparian strip membrane protein 2-like. NCBI's taxonomy places the organism in Eukaryota, Viridiplantae, Streptophyta, Magnoliopsida, Malvales, Malvaceae. Bases 78 to 707 code for a protein of 209 amino acids. The transcript is spliced from 3 exons. The record is from RefSeq and is a predicted model, not a curated record.
AAAAUCCUAUACUCCUUUCAUCUUUCAAUAGCCAUCUUUUUCAUUGUUCUUUUUAUUUCCUUAAAACCAAAUCUCUAAUGGAGACCAAUAAAACUAUGAGGGAGACAACAAUCAACCUGCCGGAGACGAAGGCCGAGGCUAAAGAAAAAGCCCCAUUAUUAAACUCUUCGAAAGCUAUCGCCAUCCUCGAACCACCGAAUCAAGGAACAAAAAAAGGAAUCGCCAUCGGCGACUUCGUUUUGAGACUGUGCACCAUCGGAGCCACCCUCGGUGCCACCGUAACAAUGGGGAAUGCUGGUGCUGUUGCUCCUUUUACCACUCGGUUCUUACGGUUUGAAGCUCAGUUCAAUGAUAUUCCAACUUUCGUGUUUUUCAUGGUGGCAAAUGGCAUAGUUACUGGCUAUCUUUUCCUUUCAUUGCCAUUCUCUACAAUUUGCAUCGUUCGUCCACUUGCAAAAGCUCCGAGGAUCCUCCUUAUCAUCUUUGAUACUGCAAUGACAGGCUUAACUCUAGCUUCAGCUUCAGCUGUUGCAUCAAUUGUGUAUCUGGCUCAUAAUGGGAACCCAAACACCAAUUGGCUUCCUUUUUGUCAACAAUUUGGUGAUUUUUGUUCAAGUACAAGUGGAGCAAUGGUGGGUUCUCUCCUAGCUGGCACACUCUUCAUGACUAUAAUUAUACUUUCAGCUUUUGCUCUUAAAAGAAAUUGAGAAAUAAAAAAUAAAAAAAAUUCCUUGUUUUAUUUUUGAAGUGUGAAAAAAAGAAAAGAAAAAGGAAAGCAUUUGAAUGAUUUCAUUUGCUUUUGGUAUGUGAUUUUAUGUUCUAAAUUUU